AUGCCCUCGUCUCCAUCAUCGCGGAUAACUGCCACAAGCAUCCCGAACAUUACGGCGUUGCGAGUCGGCCUUGACUAUGGAGAUCCUCGGCUUACCCGGUGCAGUACAUUUACCGACGAUCUACGAGGGUUCAGGAAGAAGUUCGUUACCAGCACCGGGCUCCCAGGCCCAGACCUGCAUGAGUGGAAACUUAAGGAGCACCAGGCUGGGCUCGACGAAAUGACGGCCGCUUACUUGGACCGAGAUGGAAACGGCCCAUUGUAUUGGCCCGAUUCCGAAACCUCGCCUAACUACAAUAAACUGCGUUAUUCAAGGGAUCAACCACGGAUCAAACGGUUGAUGAAGCAACUCUUCUUCCGCCUAAACCAACAGCAAUAUAGAAAUAAAAGGUACAAAAGUAACUACAACAAGAAAAGGUCAAUUGAACCUUCCGUAGAGCCUCAAGCCCGUGGUCAAAGCUCAGAAAAUCCAAUUGAUGUCGACGAACUGUCGGAUUCAGAAAAUCUUCCAGUAUCACCACGACCUGACAGACCAAUUCCAUCAACUGAAACUACUCGACCUGAGUUUUCUAGAGAUUCGGAAACAACCAAUGCUUCGCGAAAGGUCAAAGUCGAGAGCUUCGACGACCCUUACUCAUUCCCGCAGACCCCUGAACCCGUUGAACAACAUGCCGCAAAACGCAACAAGGUUAGUGGAAAGACAGUUGGAGACAACAAGACUCCUGCAAACGGCCAUAGGCCGACAGUGGAUUCAGUACCAGAGUCCGCUACACCGCCUAAGCGGGUAUCCGAGCGACCAAAGCGGCCGGUUCACCGGGAGGGUUUCAGCGGCCUCGAAGCCAUGGAUGAGGCUCUUAACGGCUCAGAUAUCGAUGCGGCACCGCAGUCGUCGUGGGCCCCAUUGGAAGCUGAUCCGACUGUUGGAGUUGAUGACCCCGCAGUGAGGGUGCCCCCAACGAUGGCUACAUCGUCAAACCCAGGAAUUCAAGCUCAGACAGAGUACCUAAACGCAGCAAAGACAGUUGCCCUGGAAGAUUCGCAGCAACCACAACCACAACAACAAUAUGAGCCUCAGCAACAAGCCGAAGAUGUCCUCAGAGUUUCCCGUGUAUCUGCAUCCGCGCAAGUGCACCCUGAGGAGAGGCCACCUACACAGGAGCAAACCGCCUCAGCAGAGGCUAAACAGAAGGAGGCUAUAGACACACCCGCCAGUCCAGCUCAACCUGUCAUCAACGUUAGCACGGACCAUCCACUCCACAAAGAUAUGGACCCUUCAACAGCAAGUACGCAUAGAGAGGAGCUGCAUCAGACCAGUGAGAAGCCAGAAGUGAAACCGGAACGACAGCAGCAACCAAGAACUCUUCCCAAGCCCAGGAUUGACUUUAUCUAUCGCGUGGUCCUGUCACGGCGGCCGAUCUACUCGUACAGGUCGUGGACUCCGACUUGGAAACUCGAGCAGACGACGCUUGGGCAGAUCAUAGCGGAGCUGGACCUCGCGGCGGACGCGCGGGGCGUCAUCUUCACCGUCGAGGGCCCUGGGUUCCGAGCCGUGGAGGAGUUCCUCCGGGCCGACGAGAACAGGUUCACGGUCUUCGUCAAGCAGAUCAAGCGCGUAGUUCGGAGCCAGCUGGCCAGCGGCAAGGGCGUGGAGUCACCCCUGACAUUCGAAAUAGAGAUCGAGCCCAUGCAGGCGGACACUGCGGGGAGCGACGACGAGUAUGAUGACGAUUUUACGAUAUAG
Neoarthrinium moseri is the source of this 1740-nucleotide messenger RNA. RefSeq lists its product as uncharacterized. The coding region runs from base 1 to 1740 and encodes 579 amino acids. The transcript has 4 exons. The record is from RefSeq and is a predicted model, not a curated record. NCBI's taxonomy places the organism in Eukaryota, Fungi, Ascomycota, Sordariomycetes, Amphisphaeriales, Apiosporaceae.